This is a messenger RNA of Lipotes vexillifer (Yangtze River dolphin), 1896 nucleotides long. It is a transcript of the gene PAPSS2, whose product is annotated as 3'-phosphoadenosine 5'-phosphosulfate synthase 2. Gene Ontology annotation, biological process: 3'-phosphoadenosine 5'-phosphosulfate biosynthetic process; sulfate assimilation. The transcript has 15 exons. The record is from RefSeq and is a predicted model, not a curated record. Lineage: Eukaryota; Metazoa; Chordata; Mammalia; Artiodactyla; Lipotidae. Bases 1 to 1896 code for a protein of 631 amino acids. Gene Ontology annotation, molecular function: sulfate adenylyltransferase (ATP) activity; adenylylsulfate kinase activity; ATP binding.
AUGGGGUAUGUGAUUGAACGUAGACAGUUUGUCAUUCAAGUUGUAGUUGUGAAGAACAAUGCAGAAGUUUGCUGGAUCUUUGGUGUGAUGACAGGAGAGAAUACAGAGGAGACCUGCACCUCCCCUCAGAGGACAGACAAUCCCUACCCAGGAAGGCAGCUCAUCCACUUUGCUUCCUGCUCUGGAACAUACGGGGAGACCCAGCAGAAAUCCACCAAUGUUGUGUAUCAGGCGCAUCAUGUGAGCAGGAAUAAGAGAGGGCAGGUGGUUGGAACAAGGGGUGGAUUCCGAGGAUGUACCGUGUGGCUGACAGGUCUCUCUGGUGCUGGAAAAACAACGAUCAGUUUUGCUCUGGAGGAGAAUCUCGUCUCCCACGCCAUCCCUUGCUACUCCCUCGAUGGGGACAACGUCCGUCAUGGCCUCAACAAAAACCUUGGAUUCUCUCCUUGGGACAGAGAAGAAAACAUCCGCCGGAUCGCUGAGGUGGCCAGGCUGUUUGCCGAUGCUGGUCUGGUCUGCAUUACCAGCUUCAUUUCUCCUUUUGCAAAGGAUCGUGAGAAUGCCCGCAAAAUCCAUGAAUCUGCAGGACUGCCAUUCUUUGAGAUAUUUGUAGAUGCGCCUCUAAACAUUUGUGAAAGCAGAGAUGUAAAAGGUCUCUACAAACGGGCCCGAGCUGGGGAGAUCAAAGGGUUUACGGGUAUUGAUUCCGAUUAUGAGAAACCUGAAACUCCUGAGCUUGUGCUUAAAACCAACUUGUCCUCAGUGAGCGACUGUGUGCAGCAGGUGGUGGAACUCCUACAGGAGCAGAACAUUGUACCCCACACUAUAAUCAAAGGCAUCCACGAACUCUUUGUGCCAGAAAACAAACUCGACCAAGUCCGAGCUGAGGCCGAAGUGCUCCCUUCGUUAUCAAUUACCAAGCUGGAUCUUCAGUGGGUCCAAGUUUUGAGUGAAGGCUGGGCCACUCCCCUCAAAGGUUUUAUGCGGGAAAAGGAGUACUUGCAGGUUAUACACUUUGGCACCCUGCUAGACGGCAUGUUCCUUCCUGACGGAGUGAUUAACAUGAGCAUCCCUGUCGUGCUGCCCGUCUCCGUGGACGAUAAGACACGGCUGGAAGGGUGCAGCGAGUUUGUCCUGACACACGGAGGACGGAAGGUGGCUAUCUUACGAGACCCUGAAUUCUACGAACACAGAAAAGAGGAGCGUUGUUCCCAUGUGUGGGGCACAACCUGUGCAAAACACCCCUACAUCAAAAUGGUGAUGGAAAGUGGGGAUUGGCUGGUUGGUGGUGACCUUCAGGUGCUGGAGAGAAUACGGUGGAAUGAUGGGUUGGACCAAUACCGCCUGACACCUCUGGAGCUCAAACAGAAAUGUAAAGAAAUGAAUGCUGAUGCAGUGUUCGCAUUCCAGUUGCGCAAUCCUGUCCACAACGGCCAUGCUCUGCUGAUGCAGGACACCCGCCGCCGGCUCUUGGAGAGAGGCUACAAGCACCCGGUCCUCCUGCUGCACCCCCUGGGGGGCUGGACCAAGGAUGAUGAUGUGCCCCUGGACUGGCGGAUGAAGCAGCACACAGCUGUGCUCGAGGAGGAGGUUCUAGAUCCCAAAUCCACUAUCGUGGCCAUCUUCCCAUCUCCCAUGUUGUAUGCUGGCCCCACAGAGGUCCAAUGGCACUGCAGGUCCCGGAUGGUUGCAGGGGCCAAUUUCUACAUUGUGGGCCGGGACCCUAGCACGCACCACGCUCAGAGCUCACACAAGCACAAUGAGUUUGACUUCAUCUCAGGAACUCGUAUGAGGAAGCUGGCCCGGGAAGGAGAGAAUCCCCCAGAUGGCUUCAUGGCCCCCAAAGCAUGGAAAGUCCUGACAGAUUAUUACAGGUCCCUGGAGAAGAACAACUAA